Molecule: messenger RNA, 1716 nt
Organism: Debaryomyces fabryi
Lineage: Eukaryota; Fungi; Ascomycota; Pichiomycetes; Serinales; Debaryomycetaceae
Exons: 1
Coding region: 1-1716 (571 amino acids)
Biological process (GO): mitotic sister chromatid segregation; cell division
Cellular component (GO): MIS12/MIND type complex
Source: RefSeq, a predicted model, not a curated record
AUGGGUCCAAAGAAGAAGCAAGUAUCCAAUAAACUGGGUACUGCUCCAAAGAACGUGAAAAGUAAAGCUGGUACAGCAAAUUAUACAAAAACACCGAACAAAUCAAGUAUAUCUCCAGCCACUAACAGAAAGAACAAAACAUCUGUAAAUGAUUCAGAAAGUGAUAACGAUAGUGAAUAUUACUCUGGACAUCUGCAAAGUCAGCCUAGUCAAUUGUUGCUUGGGAGGAAAAACCGGUUAAAUGAUCUAUUGACUUCAUCACAAACAUCACACACAAAUAAUGCAACAAAGAACGGGCCUAAAGGUAAGAAAGCAGGAAAUCGGACUAAGAGCAAAUUUGAAGAAGAUGAUGGAUUCAUAUAUAAGAGAGACCAGGAUAAUGAUAAAAAGAGAAGGCCUAAGCCUGCUAAUUCGCUCAUAUCACAAUUAAAGGAAGAAACAAACCAAAUAUCUAACUAUGACAGUUUGAGUCAUUUGGAGUUUGAAGAGCCAUCUAAGAAGAGAUCCAGAAAGGAAACAAAGACGUCGAAGUCAAAUGGAAAUAAAACGAAGGCCAAAGCAAAGCCAAACGGUAUAACUAGAAGACAAACAACAAGACGGAAAUCCAAUUUUCAUGACGAUUCAAGCUUACAGUUGUCAUCACCUAUAAAAUCGCCGAGCUACGAAGACUUUUACAGUGCACGUUCAUCUGACGAAUACGAGGAGCAAGUGUCGCAUCUUAAAAUGAACUUGGAGGAUUCAGAUACUGCUAGAUCAAGAAACCAAAAGGCACCAAACGCUAAAAAUAAAAGAAGAGCUUCAUAUUAUAAUAGGGGAAAGCGAGUGCUGUCGAUAGGUAAUGGAUUCGUUGGAGUUCCUCAUGAAGAUGUACCAACAAGUGAUUACUAUAAGCUAUUGGAUACGUCGUUACCAGAACCCCACAGAAUGAGACAGUUAUUAAUAUGGUCCUUCAAAAAGAAAUUGGAUCAAGAGGAAAAGCUGUCGAAAACUAAGUCGAAAACUGAAACAACUGAAGACCAAACUGUUAUCAAUAUUGCCAAAGUCAUUAAAGAAGAAGUAUUACGAGAUUUAGUAGACGGUCAAAUUUCUAUCAGUUGGUAUAAUCGUGAUGAAAAUGAAGAUGAAACGAAUGAUAACUUGCUAACAAACAAAGAAGUUACCUUGCCCAAUCCCCUUAAUAUUACCAAUGAAGAGAAUAUUGAAAUCUUCACUAAAAAGUUGAAGUCACUAAAACAAGAAAGAUUGCAGUGGGAAUCUUCCUUUAAUAGAUCAACUAGUCAUAUUCCAAAUCUUAAAAUUGAUGCAGACCAAAGUGAGCCUGAUUUACAAGAAUAUUGUCAAACAAGAAAUCAAAUUCAGGAUAACUCGGUUGAUUUCAAUUCGACCGUUCUUAAUAACUCCCUUGUAGACAAAAUAAACAAGAACUACAAUGACAUUAGCGAAAGCGUUCCACAUGAUAUAGAGACAUCCACGGACAAACUAUUCGAUACGUCCUAUCGCUUAUCUCAAGCUAGCGAUUUAAUUGCAAAAUUGCAAAACGAUAAGUUAAACGAUAAGGUUUCGUCACUAGUACAAAACUACAUGACGAAGCACCUCCGUGAGCCACUGUCUCUCCAAACAUCAUCGUGGCCCGUACCAAACAGACAAAUAACUACUAAGGAAUUACUCAGAGGUAUCACAAGGCUUGAUGACCCUGGGGUCAGUCAAAAUGAUUAG